CUUCCAGCAACAUGGACAUGGCUAAAAGCACCAAGAAGGCUGGAAUUAUUGGGAAAUACGGGAACCGCUAUGGUGCCUCCCCGUGGAAGAUGGUGAAGAAGAUUGAAAUCAGCCAGCAUGCCAAGUACACUUGUUCCUUCUGUGGCAAGACCAAGAUGAAGAGACGAGCCGUUGGCAUCUGGCACUGUGGAUCCUGCAUGAAAACAGUGGCUGGUGGGGCCUGGAACUACAAUACCACUUCUGCUGUCACAGUAAAAUCUGACAUCAGAAGACACAAGGAACUAGAAAGAGAGUAG
Molecule: messenger RNA, 296 nt
Organism: Meriones unguiculatus (Mongolian gerbil)
Lineage: Eukaryota; Metazoa; Chordata; Mammalia; Rodentia; Muridae
Product: large ribosomal subunit protein eL43-like
Exons: 1
Coding region: 12-296 (94 amino acids)
Biological process (GO): translation
Cellular component (GO): ribosome
Molecular function (GO): structural constituent of ribosome
Source: RefSeq, a predicted model, not a curated record